AAAAAGAAAAAGAAAAAGCAUAACAAAAAUAAUGUUAAUAAUAUUAAAUAUGCAUAAGAAAAACGAAUAAGUUUGACAACAGGAGUGUAAGGUUAGAUCAAGGAUAAUUAUCUUACGUUACUAAUAUACAUAUACAAAUAUCUAAGUAAUUAUCGUUUAGGUGAAAUAAAUGAACCAGUUGUUGUGAAACGAUUAUAAAAACAAUGUAUUAAGAAUUAUUUUAAAGAAUAACGAGCGAAUGGAUAUUUUGUCAAUUAAUCGCUUAACAAACAAUUUAGCUUUCCUAAGCUAUAUUCUAUAGCGUUGGAUGUGCAGAAAAUUUUUGCUUUGGAUUAAUUAUACAAUCGAGUAUCAACAAUGAGGAAAAGAUAAGAACUGAAUUUAGCCAUCCACUCAAUCACUCAUAUUUAGUCCAUAAUCAUCAAUUUGAUGGAUGGCAACAACAUAUAAAUAUAAAAGUUUAUAACAAGUAAUCAGAGAAAACAAUUGUGUGUAUGCUUGGGCUUGUGUUUUACUAUAAUAUACGCGUUCGCAUCUGCCGCAACUUCGUUGUCCAUGACGAACAUCAAUACUCGAAUAUAGUUUAUGUAUGUUUAAAUUAAAACGACAAACUUUAAAUGCAACAGCUGCAACGAACAGAGCUUAUAUGUCAACUGCUACGGUGGUCAGAAUUGUCAACGUGACUGAUGCGAGUGGAUGUGAUAAAGGCGCAGUGAAAACAUGAAAUACAAGCGUAAUAAAAUAACGAACGAACAGUUACUAAGGAGAUAUCAGAAUAAGAGGCAGCCGCAUCAACAACAGCAGAAACAAAUUUCAUCAAUUGCUAAAACAGAAAGCGAGUGCACGCAGCGGGAUUGGCAUCGUCAUCGUCACCGUCGCCACCACUAUCACCAUCGCCAUCAAGAGAAGCAUCGGCCUCCUUAUCAGCAGGAUAAUCGACAGUUAAACGAGAUACAAACGAUACCAUUAAAGCAUUUCGGAAAAGUUACUAACGUAGACGGCAACUCAUUGAUAUCAGUGCCUAACUGUACGCUGUUGCUGUUGUGCCAUUUAUUCUGGCUGGUAUUAUUGCUCGAUAUGCCCGAAAUGGCGCAAGCAGAUUGGUUAAUGGAUUGCGGUGACUGUCAUUGCAAAUGGAAUUCGGGUAAAAAGACAGCAGAUUGCAAAAAUUUAACAUUAUCAUCGGUGCCCGAAAAUUUAAGUAACGAAGUUCAAGUCUUAGAUUUAUCGUUAAAUCGUAUCGUUUACUUAGAAGAGAAUGCUUUCCUUAGAGCCGAUUUACAGAAUCUGCAUAAGUUAUAUAUACGUAAUAGCUCGCUGCAACAAAUCGAUCCGCAAAGUUUUACUCAAUUAGAAAUACUUAUUGAACUGGAUUUGUCUAGUAAUUUGUUGCGUUCCCUGCAGCCGAAUCAGUUUGGAAAAUUAGUUAAGGUACGAGCUAUAGUCCUCAAUGGCAAUCUGUUAGAGAAUUUGGGUGAUGGCAUUUUUCAAAAUUUAAAAUAUUUACACAAAAUUGAAUUGAAGGAUAAUCGCUUAAUCCGCAUUGGCACUCAAGUAUUUGUUAAUGUGCCUUUACUCUCGCAAAUUUAUUUGAACAACAAUCGAUUAAACUUUUUAAGGAAGGAGAGUUUUGAAAUUCUUAAGCGUUUGACUGCUCUAUCUUUAGAUGGCAAUCCAUGGAAUUGCACGUGCGAGUUGCAGGUAUUUCGGGAUUUUGUAUUGCGUCGAAAUUUGUACACUCCGCCCACUUCGUGUUUUUAUCCGGCUCAUUUACGUGGCAUGCUAUGGGUGGAAGAUCAGCCGGAAGCGUUCGCUUGUCGGCCACGUAUCAUAUUUCCGGCGAAAGGAGCUUCUAUUAAUACUUCAAAAGAAAAUGUAACAUUGGUGUGCCGAGUGCAUGCUUCGCCUAACACUCAUAUAGCAUGGGAUUACAACAAACAGUUAUAUCGAUCGAGCAGCUCAAAUACGCCAAAUAAUCAACGUGUACAUAUACAAGUGAUAAGAGAUGAACAUUCAAAGGAAAGAGAAUUCGGUCGCGAUGUCUACGUAUCUCGUUUAACAAUUCUUGGGGCUGAGAAAAGCGACGAGGGAAUUUACACAUGUGUUGCAGAGAAUGCUGGAGGUAAAGAUGCCGUUCAAAUGAGUUUAGUUAUCCAAAAGGCGGGCGCACGUGAUAUGCUACCAGACAAUCUGGCAGCUGUAAUUUCGUUAAUGGCUUUGGGAUUGCUUAGCGUGUCUGUGUUUCUUGCGAUGAUUACGUGCUGCAUUUACAAGCGAUUCAUUACAUCUUCGGCUGCUCAUCAACAUCGACACCACCAUUUAGAUCUAAGCGGGGCAGAUCCAAUGACAACGGUAGGCACAGUGGUGGCCAAUCACGCCACUACAACAGUUGAUGGAGGCACAGAUGUUAUGCUGGGUGUCGUCAAUGGCGUUGACGACACGUCCAAGUACAAAAAACAUCCUUUACUGCAACAGCAAACGACAUUGAAUGGCGGCAGUUCACUGUACGAUGACAAAUAUACUGAACUAACAAAGCUUACGGAUAGCGGAACAGGUGGAUGCGGUGGCGGUGGAGGCGUUGGAAGCAUUGAUGGUGGCGGUGGCGUUGGCGGUGGCUCUAUUAACAUUGCCUCACCUUUAUUGGAAGUAGGCAUAAAGACAGUAGGCGAUGCGCAACUGGGUCAUGCGGAAAAAGCAUAUUUGGCGCAAAGCAAUGAAGAUAUGCACCAUAUUAAAUAUCCACAUGGACGAGUACAAGCUGAAAUAAACCGCAUGUCAGUGGCCGCCCAGAUUAGGGGUAGUAGUGAUGGUAGCGGCGGCCACAAUAAUGACAGCAAACUUAAUAACGGCAGUGCUGAGUUUCAACCGGAUUUGGUGCCUGCCUAUGCGGGUAAUAAAGUCAACAAUCAACGUAAUCAAGCAAGCGAACUUUAUAGUCCUGCUGUAACACCAGGCUCCGUCACAUUCAAGACAAUAAACCAUGCAACAGAGGACCAACAGCAGCAAACGCACCAUCAGCAUCAGCAUCAGCACCAACAUCAUCAGCAUCAGCAUCAGCAGCAACAUCAACAGCAGCAACAGCAACAACAACAACAACAACAGCAACGCCAAAAUCAACAUCAGCAUUCGCAAAAAGCCCCAAGUCCUGUGCAAACAACCGCCUACACCACUAGCAACACCGCCAUCACCACAACAGCACGUAGUAAAUAUAAUGCAAGUGCUCAAGAGUAUUUACAGGCUAAAUUUGGUACGACCAGACGAAUGCCAAAAAAUCAAGAUAAACGACAAGCUCCAAAUGUGCUGUACGCAGCAGCCGGAGUCAGUGCUUCCCUAACAGCUAGCAUAGAGAAUUUAAACGCUCGCCAAAGUAAAUCAUUAAUACUGCCUCAGCGAACGGUUUGCAGUGCGACCACAGUGGCCACACCCACCGAUAAUAGUACUAUGUACGAAUAUCGUCAACCACCACCGCCCCCCUAUCAUGCAACACAUCGUACUACAGGUAAUGUACUGCUCGGUAAACGGAUUAGCAAUUCCGAGGAUAAUAACAAAAAUAAUAUCACAAAAGAUCAGGGCUACCGGGAAACGAUGCCUACUUGCUAUGAAACUGGCCGCCCUACGAUAGUAACCGCAUCACCGUCAUUAAAUUUUCCCACAACAACUACUGGCUAUAAUAAUAGUUUAGCGCCACGAAGACAAUUGCUGUGAUAAGCAUAUAUAUAUAAUAUAUAAGCGCUAUAAAUGUAUUUUCUCUCAAGACCAAGAAGGCUUGUGACUGUACGUAAUACAACAAUUAUAAUAGAAAUGAUUGCCGAUAGGUUGUUUGUAGUGCGGAAUAACAUUUUCCUAGAUGUGUUUGCUCUCCCAAAAAACUGAAAGCAAAUCUAAUAAUGAUCGAUACAGUAACGGGUCAUACGGUAUACAGCGCAUCAAUAUUGGUGGUCGUAGUAAUAAUGAAGACGAUGUGUCAGCCAUUCGUAAUUAAUCGUAAAAAAAUUGAUAAAUGUGCGAACAAAAAAUUCCAAUAAUUAUUAAAUCGUUAAGUGAUUGCUGUUGAAUAUCUGAUGCGAAAGUAUUGCAUUGCGUUGUACUGCUAUGCGGUCGAACAAAUCAACCGAAUGUCGAGGUUAGUUAAGCAAUUAUGUUAUAAUA
Molecule: messenger RNA, 4149 nt
Organism: Glossina fuscipes
Lineage: Eukaryota; Metazoa; Arthropoda; Insecta; Diptera; Glossinidae
Exons: 7
Coding region: 721-3705 (994 amino acids)
Molecular function (GO): protein binding
Source: RefSeq, a predicted model, not a curated record